AUGGGAACUUGUAGAGAAGUUAUUGAUGCAAUAGAGGAGAAAAAUGAAGAAGAUUUAUAUGAACUUGGAAUAUUUAAAGCAAUUGAAGGGAUAAAUAAAUGGGAAAUUCGUGAAAUAGAGGGAGCUGGAAGUCAUUUUUUAAAAUACGCAGAGAAGAAAUUAAAUAAAGAAUUAUUAAAUAAAAAUUUUGUAGAAAAGAAAGAAGAGAAGAUAAAGUUUAUUAAUGAAGAGGAAGAAGAGGAAGAAGAUUUAGAAUUACUUCGAAGUGAUCCAAAAGAAUGGAAACAACAAGAUCAUUAUGCAAUACUUGGGUUAUCUAAAAGUCGUUAUAAAGCAACAUUAGAGGAAAUAAAACAAGCAUAUCGACAAAAAGUCUUGAAGCAUCAUCCAGAUAAAAAAGCGGCUCAAGGUAAUCUGAAUGAUGAUUCUUUCUUUAAGUGUAUUCAGAAAGCAAUGGAAAUCUUAUCAGAUCCUAUAAAAAGACGACAAUAUGAUUCAGUUGAUGAAAAGGCAAACAUUUGCCUACCUUCGAAGAAAGAUACGACAUGUUUUUAUAAACAAUGGAAUGAAGUAUUUGAAAGCGAAGCAAGAUUUUCAAAUCAACAUCCAGUUCCUAGUCUUGGAAAUGAGUAUUCGACAAAGGAAGAAGUGGAAAAAUUUUACAACUUUUGGUAUAAUUUUGAUUCAUGGAGAUCUUUUGAAUACUUGGAUAAAGAUAUUCCUGAUGAUUCAUAUAACCGUAAUAAUAAACGAUAUCAAGAGCGUAAAAACAAAGCAGACAGAACAAAACGAAAAACAGAAGAUACCGCACGCCUUCGAGCAUUAAUAGAUACAUGUUUAAGCCUGGAUCCUCGCAUUAAGAAAUUCAAACAAGAAGAAAAAGCAGCGAAAGCGGCAAAAAAGCAAGAAUCUAGAACGAAUGCCCAAGAAACACAUGAAAAAUUAAUAAAAGAGGAGGAAGAAAGAAAGAAAAAAGAAAUGGAGGAACAAUUACGAAAAGAGGAAAAAAAAGCCAAAGAAAUACAAAAAAAAGCUAUAAAAAAAAACAAAAAGAUCAUUAAACAAUCUUUAAAAACAGCAAAUUAUUUCUAUACGGGAGAAAAUGUUCCGUUAGAUGUAAUUGACAACGUAUUAGCUGAUGCUGAAUUAAUUUUACAAAAAAUCCCUUUGGAACAAAUGACAUUUACAAAGGCAUUAGAAGAAACGACUCAGGCAGAAAACAUUCAUGCCAUAUUUAAAGCAUGUAUCAAAAAACUUAUAGAAGAAAAAGUGAUUGAGGUAUCCGAUCUCAAAGUACUAUCUAUUUAA
Pneumocystis murina B123 is the source of this 1308-nucleotide messenger RNA. RefSeq lists its product as hypothetical. Lineage: Eukaryota; Fungi; Ascomycota; Pneumocystomycetes; Pneumocystales; Pneumocystaceae. The transcript is spliced from 5 exons. The record is from RefSeq and is a predicted model, not a curated record. The coding region runs from base 1 to 1308 and encodes 435 amino acids. Gene Ontology annotation, molecular function: ribosome binding; Hsp70 protein binding. Gene Ontology annotation, biological process: regulation of translational fidelity; 'de novo' cotranslational protein folding. Gene Ontology annotation, cellular component: cytosol.